UGAUGGUUGACUCGGGCGGGCAUGGUGUAAUAUGUCAUUAUCAGAGGUGGAUAUCCUAUACCUAACUGUCACUGCCUGACACUUGAUGUCAGUUGACCUAAGAUGUGCUAGUUAAGUGCCGGAGUUAUACCAGAACUGGACAUCAAGGAAAAAUGUUGUACACAGUUUUAAACAACACUUGACAACACCUCAAUCAGAUGACCCUCACAGCUAAUGUAUCCUAUAAAUAGCAAGGGUCUCGAGAUCCACAUGACAGCAGACUCUCAGUGACGCAGUUGACAUUGUGCCGUGCACUUGAGAAGAACUUGCUUUGCACAUUUUGGGAGGAGGUAACAGGGACAGAGGACUUGGCCGAGGCACGAUCACAGUUGGAGAACCACUCUUGGGAUUUGGAAGCUGCAGUUCAGGACCACCUUGCUCUGAGAGAGAGCCCACCCCCAACACCUCGAGCCUCACCACAGGAAAUGGUAGAUAGAGGAGGAGGCGGGGAAGGUAGUGGUGAUGUCAGCAGAGAUGACAGUGAUGAAGGGAUGGACAGUCCGCAAGGGUUUGGCAACACAGAUAGAGGUAGCUUGUUUCCUGCUAGGCCACGGAGUAGCCUGCUCAGCUGGGGCUACUAUUUGAUCACACUACCAUUCCGUCUCACGCUCUCCUCCCUCUCUUCGCUCUUCUUCUUCGUGUACCGGAUUGUCUACCCAUAUCCACGAAGAUUAACUGAUCCUCUUGGGGAUGUGCUGCGGUUUAUUGGAGAAUAUGAGAAUGAGUAUGGGCAGCAGCACCCGGCAUUCUUUCAAGGUUCAUACUCUCAAGCUUUGAGCCAUGCUAAGUCAGAACUGAAAUUCAUGUUAGUUUAUUUGCACUGUGCUGAUCAUCAGGACACACCAGUCUUCUGCAGAACCACACUGUCAGAUCCCAAUCUUGUGGAAUAUGUUAACAACACCAUGGUGUUUUGGGGCUGCUCCGUCACCACUGCAGAAGGCUACAGGGUUUCCCAGGCCUUGAGAGAGAACGCUUACCCUUUCCUGGCUCUGAUUGUUUUGCGUGAUGGCCGCAUGACAGUCAUUGGAAGGUUAGAGGGGCCUAGUUCACCCUCCCAACUAACUACACAACUUCAAGCCUUUGUUCGAGACAAUGAAGCUCAUCUUGUGGUGGCCAGAGCUGAGAGGCAAGAACGAGAGCUAACAGCUGCCCUAAGGCUGCAGCAAGAUGAAGAUUACCAGGAGAGCUUGAGGGCAGACCAAGAAAAGGAACGUAAAAAGCAGCAGGAAAGAGAACAAGCAGAGCGUAUUGAGCUUGAAGAGAGAGAAAAAGAGGAGGAUCAGCAGCGACAGAAAGACAACAUUAGACGGCUUAAGGUGGAGAUGGUAGAUAAUGUUCCACAGGAGCCAGAGGAGGGUGUGGACGGAGUGGUACACAUUGUGGUGAAACUGCCUCAGGGAACUCGCUUAGAGAGACGAUUCCUCAAAACCGAAAGUCUCUCAUGUUUGUACUACUACAUUUUCUGUCACCCGGACUCUCCAGACAGAUUCCAGGUGACAACAAACUUCCCAAGACAAGUUGUGCCAUGUGAACCAACAACAUCAAAUCCUCUGCCGCCAACAUUCGAAGAGUUUCGUCUGCCACCCCGGAGUAUGCUCUUUGUGUCAGAUUUAGAUGCGUGAGUUGGGUUAAUAUUGUCCAAAUGUGAUAAACAGAGGCCCUGGGUCAUAUUACAGCAUGCUUUUGAGCCAUAUUUAACAACAUAGCUUGCAUAAAUAAAUUCCUUACAGCAUAAAAGCUGCUAUAAUGUGGCUAUACGAAUUCUCGACUAACCCACAAAUUAGAAAUAGUUCUUGAUGUUUUGGUCCAAGAUGGACUGAAAUGUCCUUUAAAGAUUUAUCUCUGAUUUUUAAGUUAGUUGUGAAUUGUGAACAAAUUGCUUGUUCAUCUAAGUCCUGGCAGUUAGUUUUCGGCAUCUACAACCAGGUUAGCCAGUUGCACGAUUAAGGAUUUUACAGAUCAGUUUUCUUAUAUUCUAGGGCUUAAACAUGUAAUUGCUAGAAAGGAACCCAUGCAGAGCUUGGUUAUCCCGUUUUUUCUUAGAAAACCAUAAUGUACUGUAUAAAUAUACAGGAAUGUAAAGGCCCUGGAGAGAGGUUAUGAUUAUUUCUAUUUGACUUAUUGGUCUUCAAGUUAAGGAUGGUAUAUGUACCUAAUAUUUUCUGAAUAACUGGUUUAACAAAAGUCUAAACAAUUUAUACAGUAAAUAACCAUAAAAAAUUAUGAAUGAAUGAUGGACAGAUGGUUGAACAUAGCCACUUUUUACAACUUUGAAAAGGAUUGUACAUUACAGAAUAAUUAUUUUAAUUUGCUUUUUUUUCAAGGAGGGUGGUUGAUAGAAAAUAUAAUUUUCUUUGUUGAACAAUUAUUUAAUAAAGUUGGAAAUGGGUUA
Cherax quadricarinatus is the source of this 2431-nucleotide messenger RNA. RefSeq names its product Fas-associated factor 2 (gene Faf2). NCBI's taxonomy places the organism in Eukaryota, Metazoa, Arthropoda, Malacostraca, Decapoda, Parastacidae. The record is from RefSeq and is a predicted model, not a curated record. Gene Ontology annotation, molecular function: ubiquitin binding. Gene Ontology annotation, cellular component: endoplasmic reticulum.